Emiliania huxleyi CCMP1516 is the source of this 1968-nucleotide messenger RNA. RefSeq lists its product as hypothetical. The coding region runs from base 1 to 1968 and encodes 655 amino acids. The transcript is spliced from 2 exons. Lineage: Eukaryota; Haptophyta; Isochrysidales; Noelaerhabdaceae. The record is from RefSeq and is a predicted model, not a curated record.
AUGGAGCCAAAGCGCUUCCGCGGCUCCUUCACCUCUGCCGCCACCGUCCUUCGCGGCGCGUCCUCCGUCAUGCUCGACGACCUGGAUGGCGACGAGGAGGCGACGCAGCCUGCUGCCGCCGCAUCCGCGGACGGUGAAGGCACGCAGCCGAUGGCAAACGCCGCAGGACUUCCCGACGCGGCGUUUGUCGAGCGGACGCUUUCCCUGCGGCUCGUCGCCGUGGGCCUCAAGUUUCACAACAUCGCGGCGGCACGAGCUCUGAUGCAUGCGGGCGCUUCGCUGGAGCUGCGGCGCGAGCCGGCCAAUCACGUCGAUUCGCUCGCGGUUCGCGUUGUGGCGCAUGCCGUCUCGCAGCAUGCGUCGCGGCGUGCGUCGCACGGGGUGGACGAGAACCUGGAGGUGGAUAUCGGCUACCUCAAGUGGAACCAGGCGGCUUCCCUCUCGCCGUGCCUCGACUCGGGCUGCGCAGAGAUACUAUCCGCCGCCGCCGCCACAAGCGAGGACAGCGGCAGCAGCACCGACAAGGGCGGCGAAACGGCCGACGCGGUGGACGAGUCUCCCGACCCGGAGGCCGACGCCGAGCCGCUCGAGAUCGACGCCGAGCCAGCGGCCCCUGCGAGGGUCCUCGGCUCGAGCGCGCUGGUGCUCCGCGCGGAGUGUGUCGUGCGGUCCGAGGCGGCCGCGGAGGCGCUGUCGUACCUGGUGGCGGCGGCAGACGGCCACGGGCGGCGAGUGAUCUCGGUGCCGGCAGGCGGGGUCUCGGAGACUCGCGCGGAGAGUGACCUCGAGCUCUCGCGCCUCUCGGGCUUGCGAAGCUGGCCGCCGGAGCGGAGCGGGUUAUCUGCGCUCUCGCUUGGAUGGCAGCCGCUGCCGGCGCCUGCCGAGCAGCAAGCUGAGCAGCGAGAGGCGGCGCAGGAAGCGGCGAGGGAGGCGAGGAGGGCGCAGGCACUGCCACCGCCAUCGAGGCCGGCACCGUCACCGUCGUGGGCGGCCUACGACCCGCAAGCGGUGGGCCCGGUCUCUCGCUCUGAGGCCGACGCGGCCGCGCGACGAGGGUGGCCGCCCGCCGACGGGACGCUCGCCCGGCUCGGUCUCGGGCCUGCCGACGACGCCGAGUGGUGGGGGAGGCACCGGAUGUUGCCGCCGAGCGCCUGGCAGGUCAAGGGCGCCGUCGACAUGCUGCCGCUCUCGAGACAGCCUCAGCGGUCGAACGUGGCGUCGGCGGCGGCGAUGCUCGACGGCCAGAUCCACGCCCUCUGGCCGUGGACCGCCGAGAUGCUGGCCGAGCUCGGCGCGGCGAUGCGCGGCGACCGCUUCUGGUGCGCGCGCAAGGGCGACGCCUUCAUCCGCGGCUUUGGCGGCCCGUACGUGCUCGGCCAAAAGCCGGGCGACUUCAAGGUGAUCAACGGCGCGGAGCACACGCCGCUGAGUUCAGCGCUGUGCGUGGGGCACACGAUGAUGUACACCGCAAUCCACCUCAAGCCACCGCCCGCGCCCUUCAACACGAUCGUGUUCGGCCUUAACCUUCGCGGCGGCGGCUUUCACUACCACCAAGACGCCGACAUGGGCUACAAGCAUGGCCCGCGCGAGAGUGCGCCCAAGAAUGCGCCGCUGGAGGUCGUGCUCUGGAAGCCGAUGGACAACUGGCACUCCGAGUAUGGGGCGCGCUUCUCCGCCGAGGCCGCGCGCGGCACGUACGACGCCCCGCGAGGGCUUCAGACCUCGCACGGUGUCGUGCACGUCCAGCGGGCGGGCCUGCAGCGGCGGGUGGUGCAUGGCGUAUUCCACUCUCCGGGGUCUGCCGUGCGCACCGGCUGGCGCGUCGCGAUCACGGCGCGGGUCACGCACCCAGAUGCGGAGGACCGGAUGCGAGAGUAUCACGAGGAGGGCGCGUACUGCAAGCAUAUCGGGCCAGCGGGCGCGUGGAGUCUGGAGGGCGCCAUGGCCGACCUCGCCGUGUCGCCAUGA